CUAUCAUCAGCAAUGUGCUGUCAAGAUGGAAGCCUCGGAUAAUCCACUACAUGCAGAUUUUAUGUUUGCAUGGAUCUGCGCCCUGCCGCUCGAGUUAGCCGCCGCGUCGGCAGUGCUUGAUGAAACCUAUCCCAGCCUCCCUGCUACCACUGUUCAUAAUGCCUACGUUCUCGGGAAAAUUGAGAAUCACAAUAUUGUUUUGACUUGCUUACCUGCCGGCAUAUAUGGUACAACGUCGGCAACAGCUGUCGUGUCUCACCUACAGUCGACUUUUCCAAAUCUUCGCUAUGGGAUUCUGGUCGGCAUUGGAGGUGGUGUACCAAGCAAGAGAAUUGAUGUUCGGCUAGGAGAUGUGGUGGUCAGCAAGCCUAUUAGCAGUUCGGGCGGAGUUAUACAGUACGAUUUCGGAAAAGCAAUCAAAGGUGGACACUUCCAGCGUAUCGGCAUGCUGAACCAGCCACCGAUGGUCUUUUUGACUGCCGUCUCGCAAAUAGAGGCGAACUAUAUGAGGAGUAAAGAUGGUCUCAUUCUCGCUGAGGUGGCCGAAGUGCUCCAUCGGAAUCCAGACAUGGAAAAGACCUUUUCUAGACCAUCAGUGGGGGACCGCCUCUUUCGCUCAACAUAUGAUCAUCCAAGCUCCGAGAGUUCUUGCAUCGCAUGUGAUCCCACAGAAGAAGUUAAUCGUGUCCCACGGGUGUCGAAAGAGCCGCAGGUUCAUUACGGCACCAUAGCAUCUGGAAAUCGGGUGAUCAAAGACGGUCGCGAGCGAGAUACGAUCGCCCAGGAGUUUGAUACGCUCUGUUUCGAAAUGGAAUCUGCAGGUAUCAUGAACCACCUCCCAUGUCUUGUAAUUCGCGGCAUCUGCGACUAUUGCGACUCGCAUAAAAAUAAGGAGUGGCAGGGAUAUGCAGCGCUUGUUGCUGCCAUAUAUGCCAAAUCCCUUCUCUCUGCGAUACCGGUGGUCCGCAGCCAACCAGAGAAGAUGCAAAAGAGAGGGGGUUGGACGGUCCCCUUCAGCCGAAAUCCACGAUUUAUGGGUCGAGAUUCUGAAGUAGACUGGUUGAAAACUCGAGUCCUUUCUCGAAACUACGCUAGAAAGGCAGCAAUCUCAGGUCUUGGGGGGAUUGGGAAAACCCAGAUUGCAGUUGAACUAGCUCACCGGAUUAGAGGGCAUUAUCCAAUGCGCUCUGUCUUUUGGAUUCGGUCUCUCAACUUAAAGUCCGUUGACCAAGCAUUUUUGAACAUUGGGGAACAACUAGGAAUGAAGAAUGCGAAGGCCACAAACGUAAAAACAUGGGUGAAGGCAUAUCUAAGCUCCAAAAAGGCUGGUUCGUGGCUACUCAUCAUUGAUGAUGCAAAUAAUCCAGAUAUGUGGAUAUGCUCCAAAUCCUCAUCACCAGCACUCACAACCUUUCUGCCCCAAAACCAAGAUGGAUUUAUUCUUUUCACUACUCGAAAUCAACAGCUCGCGACAAAAUUAGCAGGACCUGAUAUCAUGAGGGUAUCUGAAAUAGACAAUGUAGCUGCAAUCAAAUUGCUACACCGAUCUCUAGUCCAAGACACUUUGUUAACAGAUGAGACAUCUGUUUACACACUACACUCACUAGUAAGAUGUUUUCCUGCCCAAGCUAUACGAAUUUCCCUUCACGGAACAUAAUUAGGCGGUCUCAGUAGGCAGAACUGGCAGCCCACCAGGCAUCCAAAGUUGUUAACACUGGAUUAGAA
This is a messenger RNA of Aspergillus caelatus, 1725 nucleotides long. Its product is annotated as nucleoside phosphorylase domain-containing protein. The record is from RefSeq and is a predicted model, not a curated record. The transcript has a single exon. Gene Ontology annotation, biological process: nucleoside metabolic process. The coding region runs from base 26 to 1657 and encodes 543 amino acids. Lineage: Eukaryota; Fungi; Ascomycota; Eurotiomycetes; Eurotiales; Aspergillaceae. Gene Ontology annotation, molecular function: ADP binding; catalytic activity.